Dibothriocephalus latus is the source of this 297-nucleotide messenger RNA. The record is from the annotation of a GenBank genome assembly. Lineage: Eukaryota; Metazoa; Platyhelminthes; Cestoda; Diphyllobothriidea; Diphyllobothriidae.
AUGAAGGGUCUGGAGGGCACCGUCCUCGAGGAUGGGAACGGCGGAAUAUGCCAUCCAUAAGAUCAUGAGCCCACCAAAAUUGAAAUAAUGAUCGUGGAGGGAGGCGGUGUAAUGGCGGGUAUAUAUCUCCGCUUCCGUCUCUAUCGCCGGAAGUAUACCGUGAAGAUAGUGGAUAGGUAUGGACUGGAAGUGAAUGAGAGGCGGGUUUAUAAUGUCUCGGGCAUCAUGUUGUCCACACUUAGGCAUGCUUUCAGGCUGAUAUGUGACAGGUCGGGAGAAGCUGACUGGUUGUCUUGA